AUGUACUGCGGUGACGAUGUAGAGGCCGUUGUGGGCGACGUAGGCACGUCCCUGAGCAAGUUUGGACUGGCCGGAGAGGAUACACCGAAGCUAGUAUUACCCAGUAUUGUAGGCCUACGACCGCCGUCUACUAAGAACUCGAAAGACGACGUGUCUGCAGCCUCUGCUGUGCUUGGGGAUCUAUGGCAUCGAAAGGAUCUGGAGGUUGCGCGACCUAUUGAGGCCUGUGCUGUGUCCAAUUGGGACGCGCUGGAGAAUAUCUGGAGCUAUGCUUUUGAGCGGCUACAUGUGGAUGCCAAGAGCCAUCCAGUUAUCACUUCAGCGGCCUCGUGCUUUGCUAAUGACGCGCUCCAUAAUGCGGCGUCCCGGGACGGUGAAAAGUACUUGGAGAUGAUGUUUGAGUGUUUCCAAGUGCCGGCAUUUUACAUGGCAAAGGACGCAGUGCUGGAUUCUUUUGCUUUUGGACGGUCGGUGGCAUUAAUAGCAGAGAUUGGGGCAGGAGCUUCUCGUGUUGUACCAGUGUACGAUGGAUACGCGUUGGAACGACCAGCGCAGUACUCGUCCGUGGGAUGCAAUCAAUUGUCCGAGUACUUAGAGCACUUGGUAGUCACAUCGAAGCCCGAGACAAUGACGGUGAGACCAAGAGGAACUUUUUCAAGAAAACUAAAUCAGCAGACGGGAAUGUUAGAGACGAUCCCAUUGUCGGAGGAAUUCACGACGCCACCAGCGAUGCCAGCGAGCUACCUCAAGUUUCUGAAAGCAGAUCUGUUUCGAGAUAUGCGAGAGGCGACAUGCAUCAUGUCAGAGAUACCGCUCGAAGAACAUCAAGAUUCUCCUAUGCAUGGACAAAAAGCUUUGUCACCGGAACCACUGCCGUUGGAGAUUACAGAGCAGCAGUACGAGCUGCCCGAUGGACAGACCGUUGUGCUAGGGAAAGAGCGGUAUGCCGUGCCAGAGUUUUUGCUGCAUCCAAAAAACUUUGGAGGCGCUGUGGUCAAGAAUGAGCAGCAUGCUGCGGCAGCGGCGAAGGUGAUGGCAAAGGGUCUGCACCGCAUGCUCUAUGAUGCAGUGCACCUCUGCGACGCCGACUUGCGGAGGGAUAUGCUGACUAACAUUAUCUUAUGCGGUGGAGGAAGUCUCACGCCUGGGAUCACAGAGCGACUGCACGCAGAGCUCACGCGAAUGAUGCCUAGUACAUUCAAGGUGCGCUUCACGACUAUUUCAAAAAUCGAGCGACAAUUUAGCGUUUUCAUCGGCGGGUCCAUAUUAGCAUCAUUGGGCUCCUUUCAGCAGCUGUGGGUAUCGAAGCGCGAGUUUGACGAAGUUGGGGCCCACGCGCUGUGUGCGGACCGCUUCAACUAG
Peronospora farinosa is the source of this 1362-nucleotide messenger RNA. Lineage: Eukaryota; Oomycota; Peronosporomycetes; Peronosporales; Peronosporaceae. The record is from the annotation of a GenBank genome assembly.